UUCUUACCUUGGCUCCAUUCAUGACACUUCCAAGGUUGACGUAGCUGGCCUCUACGACUCCAGAAAAAGCCACUCCGAUCACGCAACAUACAUACCAGCAGCCACGUCUCUGUCGCCAAAAGUCGACAAAAAUUGAGCGUCCCGUCUUUAUACUUUGUCGCCUUGCCUGUUGAUGGCACAUCCAGCGCUUCUCUGUUUCCACACCUGGUGAGGCGAGGCGACGACUGUGCGCCAUGGCCGACGCGGGAGACGACGUAGGACAACUGUCCCCGAGCCAGCAGGAGGCUCUCCAGCAGUACAUUGGCGUCACGAACCAGGAGGUAAAAGAUGCGAUACCGCUACUGCAGCGGUCGCAAUGGAAUGUUCAGAUUGCCAUUGCCAAGUUCUUCGACGGCGAGGGGCCCGACCCCGUCGCCGAAGCCAUGGCCGCUCAAGACAUCCCCCGGAUGGCCUCUCGACACGAGAACCUUCAAGAGAGCCUGAUGGCCUCGUCCGAUCGCUCGGUGCUGGGACGGAGAGACCACACGGACCCAGCACCGAGAAUAGUUCCCCAGCAGCCUGUCACACACCGGUCGCCGUGGCUCCUGGGCCUCCUACUUGCGCCACUUGGCUGGGGAUGGAGGGCGGCGGGCGCUCUCUUCAGGACCUUCUGCUACGUCCUGUCGUUUCUCCCCGCGCCGCUGCGGCCUCGCGCCAUUACUGCUGGCCUUCGGCGCACAACAGGCCGACGGAUGUUGAUGCCGCGCGACACGGCCGCAAGAUUCAAGCGCGAGUUUGACGAGGAGUACGGGCCCAACGAGCUUCCGUUCUUUGAGGGUGGCCUGGCGCAAGCACACGAUCUGGCGAAGAAGGAGCUCAAGUUCCUGCUUGUCUUUCUCAUGUCACCCGAACACGAUGACACGGCUUCUUUUGUGCGCGGGACACUUCUAUCAACCGACGUGGUCGAGUUUUUCAAGAGUUCGUCCAACAACAUGGUCUUGUGGGGAGGCAACGUGCUGGACUCGGAGGCAUACCAAGCAGCGACCGAGUAUAACUGCACCAAGUACCCGUUUACGGCCCUGGUGUGCCUGACGCCCAAGGAGGGCAGCACAAGAAUGGGCAUCGUCAAACGCCUGGUCGGCCCCAUGCCCGCGGCGACGUAUCUGUCGGAGCUGCAAGGGUCGAUGGAGAAAUACGGCUCAGACCUCGAGGGUGUGCGCGCUGAGCGAACUGCGCAAGAAGUGGCGCGUAGCCUGCGAACGCAACAGGACUCGGCAUACGAACGGUCGCUGGCCAUUGACAGGGAACGCGCACGAGAAAGGAGAGAGGCCGCCGCCGCCGCCGCCGAGGCCGAGAGGCGGGCACAGCAAAAGGCGGAGGCAGACGCGCGGUUGGAGGAGAGACGGGCGCUCUGGAAAGCGUGGAGGGUGCGCCAAAUCAUGCCCGAGCCCCCUACUGGCGACAGGGACGUGGUACGCGUCGCCCUCAAGAUGCCGGAGGAGUCUGGGGCGGGGCGGAUCGUGCGACGCUUCCCUCAAGAUGCGCCGCUCGAAGAGCUUUACGCAUUUGUGGAAUGCUACAACCUUAUGCAGGACUUGGACGCGACCACGGAGGCCCCUCGGCCAGCUGGAUAUGAGCACAAGUACACGUUCCGGGUAGCAUCGACGCUGCCCAGAGUCGUCUACCAGCCAAGCACAACAGACACGAUGGGGGCCAAGAUUGGCAAGUCAGGGAACCUGAUUGUGGAGCAACUUGCCCCCGAGUCAGACGCAGAGGAUGACGACGACGAUGAGGAGGAGGACGAGGAAUCUCCAUAGACGGCGCUGACGAUAGGCACAUAGGCGAACCUGGACCAACCCCCGAGGGGAUGAACAUGGACGCAUGCCGUUGCCCUGUUAUGCGAGCCUGACGAAUCUCCGCUACGGCCAAGUACACAACACGUGAGCGUCAGGGGCCGCGCGAGGGAGGGAAGGUACUCGUGAUUUGUACAAUAUACGGGCAUGUAUGCAUGCGGGCGCCGAUUGCUUAGCCGGCAGUUGGAGCAAGCAUGGCAUUACGUAGCAAUCGAUGAUUUGGCAUGAAGCGCUCGGAGAUGACGAGGUUGGCGUCACGAGAUUCGGCCAAGGCGUCCGUCUGCCGCGCACGUCAGGCCGACGCGUGCCAUUGUCAUGAGUGGAUGUGGUCGGUCCGGUUUUUAACGUCGUGCCAAACCCCGUCGUGGUGUGUGCCUGCGUUGCGUUGCGGGCGCGGGGAUGCGGUGAGGAAUGGGUGGAUGGAUGGAGGGGGGGGAUUGCGUAGUUGGUGUGGCUGUGCAGAGAGCGUGAAGCGCGUGUCGCUCGUGCUGGUGCUGGUGCUGGUGCUGGUCCGAAGUGGUGGUGGUGGAGGGGCUGUGUGUUGCGCGGAGGAACAGUUGAGCGCGGUGAGUGGAUGGCUUGGGCGGAGGCGCAAGACCCGUGGCGAGACCGGGGACAAGAGUGAGGAUGAGGCGGCGACGGCGGCGGCGGAGGCGGAAAGUGGAGGUCGGCCGGGGAUCAUGGUGGGAGUGACAAUGGAGGUGGAGAGGAGGGGGAUGAUGCGCCGGCGGGCCGGGCGUGGGAGAGGAGGAGGACGACAGGACGCGCGACUUGGAAAC
Molecule: messenger RNA, 2611 nt
Organism: Purpureocillium takamizusanense
Lineage: Eukaryota; Fungi; Ascomycota; Sordariomycetes; Hypocreales; Ophiocordycipitaceae
Gene: ucp10
Product: UBX domain-containing protein 10
Exons: 2
Coding region: 234-1796 (520 amino acids)
Cellular component (GO): endoplasmic reticulum
Molecular function (GO): ubiquitin binding
Source: RefSeq, a predicted model, not a curated record